CAUAAUCACAUAAUUCUAUAAAAUCGUCGCACAGAUUAUGUGCAAUGACGGACGUGGCUUAAUAAAAAUCUUGUAUUAUGUUUUUAUUCAUCAAUAUAAUCAAGAAAUAAUUUAAUAAAAAUGUCUGACGCGGUAGUGCCCAAGGGCCAGCCAAUUCCUGGUGAUCCGGAGAAGAAGGGUUGGUUAUUCAAGUGGACAAAUUAUCUGAAGGGUUAUCAGAGAAGAUGGUUCGUUCUGUCCAGUGGAUUACUUUCGUAUUACAGAAAUCAAGCAGAAAUGGCGCACACAUGUCGCGGUACAAUCUCCUUACUUGGUGCCCUCAUUCACACAGCAGACUCAUGCACAUUUGUCAUCAGCAAUGGAGGAACACAAACCUUCUACAUUCGUGCACAGGAUGAGGUGGAGCGCCAGAGCUGGGUCACCGCAUUAGAACUUGCAAAAGCGAAAGCUAUGUUAGUUAGAGCAUCCGAUGAUGAUGAAGAUCAAAUGUCUAGUGGGGCAGUUGUUGUGGGUGGUGGCGAGGGAGAAGGAGAGGAUGCUGGCCGCAUAGAUCGAGAACUAGCGGCUAGGUUCCAUGACCUUCGUACUUGCUCUGAACUUGUGGCCCGACAUGGAACAUCGUUGCAGCGCUCCUUGGCAGAUUUGGAAAUACCACCUACAGAUACCGCAAAACAAGUGUCAGAGCGCGCAACGCUUUUCAGGAUAUCCUGUAAUGCCAUGAUGAAUGCAUGUUCGGAGUUUAUGAAUGCGGCUACAGCGUCCGGCACACGCUUGAACCGGGCACUUCAGCAUGAACGUGAUCAGAAGAUGCGUUUGCAAGAAGUCGUAGAGCAGUUGGCAAGGCAGCAUGACAAUCUUGAAAAGACAGUUACAGCACGUAAUACAUCACAUACAGGAGGAAACGGCUCUGGCACAGGAAACGAGACGGAGGAUGAAGAUCAUGAAUUCUUUGAUGCUAUGGAGGAGGGUGUGUCAACAACAAUGGAUGAUAAGACAUCAUUUGUAAUCAAAGUUCCGGUUAAUAGGAAAAAUAAGGUUAAAAGUGGCGAGAGUUCCGAUGAAUCAGAAGGUGAAACUGUGACGGAAACACAGCAGGUAAUAUUUGUGGAAGACAAAGAACGUGCAGAAAGUGCCAUGGGCGGGGCGGAGGCAGGCAUCGUGGCCACCAAGGCUUCAGAUAAGGAGCAGAAUUUUAAAGUUUGGCCACAUGUGUCUCAAGUUACGAGCUCGAUCGAUGGCCGUGCGCGACGUGUAUGUGUGCCCGAUAAGCCCAACUACCCGCUCAGUCUCUGGUCCAUCAUGAAGAAUUGCAUAGGCAAAGAACUAUCGAAGAUUCCGAUCCCGGUGAACUUCAGCGAGCCGCUGUCGAUGCUGCAGCGGCUGACGGAGGAGUACGAGUACUCGUCGGUGCUGGACCAGGCGGCGCAGUUCACUGACCCUGCGCAGCAGCUAGCAUACGUCGCCGCCUUCACUGUCUCCUCCUACGCCACCACCUCCUGCAGAACAAACAAGCCCUUCAACCCGCUACUAGGUGAAACGUUCGAAUGCGACCGCAUGGCGGAUCUCGGCUGGAGGUCUAUUUCUGAACAGGUGUCACAUCAUCCCCCAAUGGUAGCGCAGUUCUGCGAAGGGCAAUCGGGAUGGCAAUGCUGGCAGGAGUUCACCAUGACCACCAAGUUUAGGGGGAAAUACCUACAGGUCAUACCUCUAGGGGGAGCCUCCGCGAUGUUUCUCGCUUCAGGCAACAAAUACACAUGGAGGAAGGUAGCGACAACCGUCCACAAUAUAAUCGUUGGUAAACUGUGGGUGGACAAUCACGGCGACAUGGACAUAGUGGGCGAGGCGGGCCCCGCCACAGGCUACGUGGCGCACCUCAAGUACCAGCCGUACAGCUACUUCAGCAAGGACACGCAACGGAAGGUCACCGGCGUCAUCAAGGAUCCGCAGGGAGUGCCCCGGUACGUGCUGCAGGGCCACUGGGACAGCCGCGUGGAGGUGGCGCCCGUCAGCAGCGCAUCGGCCGACAACACCGUCUGCAAGACGGGCAAGUUCACGCUCGCCUGGGAACGGAUCCCUGCACCGUCCGAUUCGCACAAGUGGUACAACUUCACGCUACUGGCGGCGCAGCUGAACGAGUCGGAGCCGGGCGUGGCACCGACCGACUCGCGGCUGCGGCCCGACCAGCGCCUCAUGGAGGAGGGACUCUGGGACGACGCCAACACCGAGAAGCUGCGCCUCGAGGAGAAGCAGCGCGGCGCGCGGCGAGAGCUGGAGGCGGCGGCCGAGGCGGCGGCGGCGCGCGGAGUGGACCCCCCCGCGCCCCCGCGCCCCGCCUGGUUCUCCCGCGAGGCCGCCCCCGGGCAGCCCCACCUGCGGCACCUCUACAACCACCGCUACUGGGAGUGCAAGGCGCGCCAGGACUGGGCCGGCUGCCCGGACAUUUUCUAGCCGGACGCGGCCCCGUAGAGCCCCAUCGCCCGGUUCGAUCCUCUCGGUGUAUUCCCCGUUGCUAUUUUAAUGAGUUCUACCACAGAGGAUUACGUACAGAGUGAUAGCUUUACGACCGACUGUUCUGGAAUAGUGUAGCUGUUGCAUAAAAAUAUGUUAUAAUCAGAACUAUCGAUAUCACAGUUUAAGUACUUGGUGAUUAUAUUCACGUAAUAAAUAUCUCGUAUUGUUCUCAGUUAGAUUGAACUAGUGCUCAGGCUUUCACUCCGUAUGCAAUUCUUUGUUCUUCUACUGUGGAACGGAAAAAACUUUACACUAUCUCGAAAGAACAAAAUAGACCAUUUUAUAAUUCCGCUUGUUAUUUUACUAUGGGUACCAACAAGUAAGUGCAAGGUAAAUCACAAUAAAUUUAUAUCUGCAGUUGAUUCCUCAUAAUAGUAAUAAUAACAUGCAGUUAUUAUGAAUAACACAACUGAUAUUAUUUCCUUUGAAUCUGUUUUAUAAUAUAACAAAGUGGAAUACAUCGAUUACUCCCCGUCCCGAUCGCCGUACGCGUGUAUAUUGACUCGAAAUCUCGCCCGUUGACUUCCGUUCUAAAUAUGUAGAUUAUCUUAUUUAUACUCGUCUUCGCUGUUCAAAAGUACCGCUUUUUAUAUUCGACGAGGAACCGUAGUUGUCGUUUGUUUUAAGUCAGUUUCCAGCUGUUUUAAUAUGUUAUGUCAUGUAACAGACUAAUCUUUUUAAAAACGCACGGUAGUCAUUCCAUAAUUACGUUAAUGUAGUUGAUCUUAUUUAUUUUGUUUAUUAUUAUCAAAAUUUUAUGUAAUUUCAAAUGAUAUACAUAUGUGUAAAUAAUUAUAAUUUAUAAAUAUUGUUAUUCAGUAGCGAUUACGCAGACUGUCGUGGCCUAAAUAUAAACUAAAUUUAAAUUAGCCGAUAUGAAUUAAAUUUAACAAUAUUAUUAUAACAACGAAAUUAUUUUUCACUUUCUAAAUUCGCUGGCAACUGUUGACAUAAUGAAUUAUAAUAGCUCCACACAUAAUUAAAAAAUCAUAAGUGCUUUGUAGAGUAAUAAUGUAUGUAAGCGAACACUGUUUGAUGUAAUUGUAAAGACUGCGGAUAAGAAUAUUGUAAAGUUACAAUUAUACAUCAGGUAAUAAAUACAAUAUCAGCCCAACUUUCCCUAUAAACUUUGGUCCUCUUUUUGCAUCCAGGCAUCGCCCGGUACGGUUCCACGCUGCUAUACUCCCUGACAAUGCACCUAGUGUUGUUAAAAAUGUAUAAACUGAACUAUUAGAAAUUAAUAUAUAAGGUGCUUCUAACAACAGGUUUCUAUUUGGAAAGCUUCGUCACGCUACUAAUUUAGUGUAUGACUAAAUAUUUUCUUUCUAUUGUAGGCAUUAAAAGUAGCCCUUUACGUCCGAUUAGGUAAUGACAAUUCGUAAAACUAUUCUUAAUGCCUUAUCUUAGGAAAAUGGAGCAAUCAUUUUAAGUGUUAAAAAUAAUACGAGUUGAUAUCAACAUGUAAUCGUGUCUUUUGUGCAAGAAAUGUAGGUUAAAUUAAGGUAAAAAUAAUGGAUUUAUUGUUGUUAUCAACUUGUUCUAGAAUAUUUUGUAAGGUUAUUACAAAUUGUACAUUUUCAAGUGGAUGUAAGAUACUUUGUUAAUAUUUUUAUUAUAAUAAUAGAAUGAUAUUGAAUACAAAGCCAUAACAUCUGUAUCAUGUUGAUGAAUAUUAUGAAAAUAAAAUAUAAUGU
Achroia grisella is the source of this 4205-nucleotide messenger RNA. RefSeq names its product oxysterol-binding protein 1 (gene Osbp). The record is from RefSeq and is a predicted model, not a curated record. The coding region runs from base 121 to 2448 and encodes 775 amino acids. Lineage: Eukaryota; Metazoa; Arthropoda; Insecta; Lepidoptera; Pyralidae. The transcript has 14 exons. Gene Ontology annotation, cellular component: cytosol; membrane; intracellular membrane-bounded organelle. Gene Ontology annotation, molecular function: sterol binding.